Molecule: messenger RNA, 2232 nt
Organism: Didymella exigua CBS 183.55
Lineage: Eukaryota; Fungi; Ascomycota; Dothideomycetes; Pleosporales; Didymellaceae
Exons: 2
Coding region: 1-2232 (743 amino acids)
Biological process (GO): protein dephosphorylation
Molecular function (GO): protein tyrosine/serine/threonine phosphatase activity
Source: RefSeq, a predicted model, not a curated record
AUGGAGCCUCAUUCGCGAUUCCUUUCAUCUCAGAUUGGCACGUUGCGUCUUCCACAGGCUCUCAUCCUGCUGCUCAAGUCCGCUCUGGCACAGUCGGCCAAUGAUCAGGGCACACAACGUCUCACCGACCUUACCCUGUGGGACUCUAUAAGACUUUCAAUUUACCGCCUGGUCCUUCACAUCAAUCCCUUCGUGGACCGAGGCAACGUUGCCGCUUCAGCUAUCAUGGGCAUGGUUAAGUUGACGGCUCUAUGCGGCUCUGCUUACUGGGUAUGGGAUCGGCAGAGCAAGAAAGGGAAGAUUGCUCCGUCCAUCAACUCCCAGCAUGUGGAGGACGCCACAAGGGCAGACGAUGCUGUCACCAACGAUCCGGGUCUUUUGAGAAAGCACUCCACCAUGCAGUCCUACUCUGUGGCGUCUAGCAACUUCACGUAUCCUGCUGUCCGGACGUUCUACAGGCCACAUCCUCAGGAAAGCAAGUUCCCUAGAGAGCCCAGCCCUGUGCCUUUACUGGUCUUCAUUCACGGUCUUGGCGGAUCGAUGGCGCAGUUCUAUCCCAUCCUGUUGAGCUUAUCCAACCUCGCUUCGUGUCUGGCGGUCGACCUUCCGGGAUGUGGUCUGUCCUCGUUCCAACCAAAAACCGCUCAGGCGUACACAACCGAUGCACUCGUUCAGCUUCUGGCGACCGUGAUUGAGCAACAUCGUGCCAAGGAUGAGGACCAGACGGUUGUCCUCAUCGGUCACAGUAUGGGAUGCUCUCUUGCUGCACUUCUAGCCUCACCGUCGUCGCCUCAUGCCAGUCUGAUCUCGCAGCACGUCAGUGGACUGAUCGCGAUUUGUCCCAAGGCAGAUCCUCCGACCGAACACCAGACAAAGCUCCUGCAGCGAGUCGCUUCAGUGCCUGCAGUGAUAUUCGAUCUGUACCGAAAGUGGGAUCGACGAGGAGGGGUCAACAGUGCAAGUGUUGCGCGUAUGGCUGGGACAGACGCCGAAGAACAGACAAAGAAGUUGCAGUUGCGCUUCAACCGACAGAGUCGUACGGCUGUAUGGCAGCGCAUGGCACGUGGAAUGUGCCCGGACUAUCUGGCUGAUCCUCCACGGGGUGGUCUUCCAGGGCGCCAAACGUGGAAGGGCUUGCAGAUCCCAGUGUUCCUCACUGCUGGCGAAGCUGACACCGUCACUCCGCCUGAGAAUGUCAAACUCAUUGUCGACUUCCUCGGAAGGGACGUCGGCGCUAUAGAGCCGCCCAGCGAGAAGGCAAGCCUGCCAAUUGCAGCAGCCCCCUUCGACCCGGCCUUGGUAGACCCAGCCUUAGCAGAGCGCAAGCACCAAGACUCCGGCGUCGAUAGCAACGAUAUUCCCAAACUCGAUUCCGACACAAAACCUUCCAGCACGACAGCCGCCUCCACCAUGGCCUCCAGCCUCAUCGAAAUCGAGAGCCGCACCACAGAAUGCAGCGUCGUUAUGUCUAACCCUGCGACCUCAGCACCUCCCUCACAUAACAGGCCCUCGCCCCACCCGCGCCGCCUCGUUGUCAAAACAACAAUCAUGCCCAACCCCGCCGCCCACGCCAUGCUCUUCGCCCCCUCAACGUCGCGCACGCUCUCGGGCCUGAUCGGCAGCUUCCUCGCCGACCACAUCGACCCGCGGCUCUCGCUCGCGUGGCAGCUGCAAUACCUCUCGACCGAGGGAAAAUGGGACGUCAAGAACCUGGAGAAAUGGAGCGCGGUGCGUCCCAUCUCGGAGCCGAUAGCGGGGAUAUUCCGCGCGAUGAAGACGUUGCGCGAGGUCGACGAGUGCCAUAGUCCGAAGUUGGUGGUGCAAGAGUGGAAGGGCAGGAUCAAGGCGGUCGUGGACAUCAGCCACGACAACCCCGUGUACGACCCGCGCGGGCUGCAGGACGGCGGGAUCGAGUACUUCAAGUUCCCGACGGUGAGCAAGCAGCCGCCGCUGCGCGACGAGGUGCGCGCCUUCAUCGAGCUGGUCGAUCGCAUCGAGGCGCACUGCCGCGACGAGGGGAAGCACGGCCUGAUCGGCGUCCAUUGCCACUACGGGUUUAAUCGCACGGGUUUCUUCCUCGUGUGCUAUCUGGUCGAGAGGCUGGGGUGGCGGCUCGAGGAUGCGAUUCAGGAGUUUCAGAGCAGGAGGCCGCCGGGCAUCAGACAUAGCCAUUUCAUCGACGAAUUGCACGUGCGGUACUGCAGCGGGCUGCGGAGGGCGCCGACGUUGUAG